Aphanomyces invadans is the source of this 760-nucleotide messenger RNA. RefSeq lists its product as hypothetical. Bases 21 to 605 code for a protein of 194 amino acids. The record is from RefSeq and is a predicted model, not a curated record. The transcript has a single exon. Lineage: Eukaryota; Oomycota; Saprolegniomycetes; Saprolegniales; Verrucalvaceae.
GCCAUGUUGUUUCGAGCAGGAUGCAAGCGCCAACGCCCAGUCGCAUUGCCAUCAUGGGAGUGACAUCCAGCGGCAAGUCGACGCUGGGCACGACACUUUCAAAGAAACUUGACAUCCCGUUCAUAGAAUCGGAUGCCUUGUUGUGGGCUCCGAAUUGGCAAAAGGCUGCCGACUACGUUGAAAAGGUCACCGAGGCAACGUCGGGACCGACGUGGGUUAUGGCCAGCGCCUCGAGUUCUGUUCGGAAGAUGGUUUUGUCUCGAGCAAACGUCGUCGUUUGGCUCGAUUAUCCAUUGUGGUUGGUCUUGUGGCAACUCGUCCGCCGAUCCGUGUCGCGUUGGUGGACGCGCGAGUUGCUUUGGGGGACCAACUACGAGACGUUGUGGGUUCAUUUCAAGAUUUGGUCGGAUGACUCGCUAGUGUACUGGCUAUUCAAGACAUUUUGGCGGCGAAGAAGAGAGUACCCGCUUCUAUUCCAGGAGCAUCCCCACCUCCAAGUCCUUCGAUUCUACCACCCCGAUGAGACACAGGCUUGGCUCAACUCGCUUGCACCAGCCCAAACCAUUGGUUCCACAUCGACAGAUGAUGGUCAAUAUACGACCUAAUGCAUGCGCGAAGGGCGUUUCCAUGCUGUUACGCCGAACGCUGCUGGUUCCUGGUGCCAUACACAGCGCCAAUCGAUUCUGAACGACAUCGUCGAUGGGAGGUGCAGUGGUUGUACUGUUUUCUCCAUGUUAGCACAAAAACGUUACGACUGUCG